This is a messenger RNA of Chenopodium quinoa (quinoa), 4089 nucleotides long. RefSeq lists its product as uncharacterized. The record is from RefSeq and is a predicted model, not a curated record. Bases 1 to 4089 code for a protein of 1362 amino acids. NCBI's taxonomy places the organism in Eukaryota, Viridiplantae, Streptophyta, Magnoliopsida, Caryophyllales, Amaranthaceae. Gene Ontology annotation, molecular function: nucleic acid binding; RNA-DNA hybrid ribonuclease activity. The transcript has a single exon.
AUGAAAAUCAUAAGCUGGAACUGUCGGGGAAUUGGCAACCCCCGUACAGUUUCUGCUCUCAGGGACUUGUGCUGGAGAGAGUUGCCAUAUAUAGUCUUUGUUAUGGAGACUAAAAUUGACUCGAGUAGACUAGAGGGUAUUCGUAACAAAUGUGGCUUCACAGAUGGUAUUAGUGUUUGUAGUAAUGGGCUGUCGGGUGGAAUUGGUCUAUGGUGGAGGGAUGUUUCAGCUAGGCUGGUUUCGUUCUCUUCCAAUCAUAUUGCUGUGGACAUUGUAAAUUGUAAUAACGACCCAAUAUGGAGGGCAGUAGGUGUAUAUGGGUGGCCGGAGAAGGAAAACAAACAUAAAACUUGGGCUUUAAUGAAGAACCUACGGCAACAUUGCAGCAUUCCGAUGGUUUUUUUUGGCGAUUUUAAUGAAGUUCUUAUUGAUACAGAGAAGGAAGGCGGUAUUCCUAGGAGUGAGCGAUGCAUGGAUAACUUUAGGGAAGUUUUGGAUGUUAUGGGUGUUAGAGAUUUGGGUUUCAAAGGCUGUAAGUUCACAUGGCAGCGCGGUCAAUCUCUUUCAACGCUUAUCAGGGAGAGGUUAGAUAGGUUCCUGGCAUGCGAUUGUUGGUGUGGUUUAUUCCCGUAUUACAAUGUCAACAACCUCCCAAUAAAUAUCAAGCAUUCUGAUCAUGCUCCAAUUAUUCUCAAGGCGGGAUUGAGGGAGGAGAAUAGAAGAAAAAAAAGGAUAUUCCGGUUUGAGGCACUUUGGCUCUCAAAAUCGGAGUGCGAAAGUGUGGUCAAAUCUGCCUGGAACAAUAAUGUGGUUGAUCCUAUUCAUAUGAGGAUUGCUAAUUGUGCGGAAUCUCUCAGUCUGUGGGCUUCGAACACCUUUGGGGAUAUAAGGAAAAGAAUUAAGAAGGCUGAGGAGAGGCUUCUAGCAACACAGCAAGGUGUAAUGGAUGGUGUCAAUUUGCAUAGAUGCUGGAGUAUAUCGCAGGAGCUUGAUGAGCUUCUUAUGUUGGAGGAAUCCUACUGGCAUGCUCGGGCAAGGGCUAACGAAUUACGAGAUGGUGAUAAGAACACUAGUUAUUUCCAUCAUAAAGCUAAUGCUCGGAGGAGAAAAAACAGUAUUAAGGGGCUGGAAGAUGGAGAUGGUGUAUGGAAGCAGGACAAAAAAGAUAUGCAAGACAUUAUUUCAGGCUAUUUUUCCACCCUCUUUACAUCUGAUGGCAGUAGGGAUAUCGAUGAGGCACUUGCUGGAGUUUCGAAUGUUAUUACAGAUGAGAUGAAUCAGAAGUUGUGUGCCGAGCCUACAGGGGAGGAGAUUCACCGAGCCCUCUUUGAAAUGCACCCUAAUAAGGCUCCCGGAAUUGAUGGUAUGCACGCUCUCUUUUACCAAAAAUUUUGGCAUGUUGUUGGCAUUGAUAUUAUUAAUUUUAUUCUUGAUUGGUGGUAUUGUAAUGUGGAUAUUUCGGAUAUUGGGAAAACUUGUAUUGUCUUAAUUCCGAAAUGUCAAGAGCCCCGAAAGAUAACAGAAUAUAGACCAAUCAGUUUGUGUAAUGUGCUAUAUAAAAUAAUCUCAAAAAUGAUGGCCAACCGUCUCAAGCCUUUUUUGAAAUCAGCAAUCUCCCAACAACAGAGUGCCUUUGUUCUGGGUAGACUUAUAACGGAUAAUGCUCUUGUUGCUUUUGAGAUUUUUCAUUAUAUGAAGCGUAAGGGGGAUGGGAAACAUGGUACUAUGGCCCUUAAAUUGGACAUGAUGAAGGCGUAUGACCGGGUUGAAUGGGGUUUUUUAGAACACGUAAUGCUGAAGUUUGGAUUUUGUGCUUCCUGGGUGAGUAAAAUCAUGGGCUGCCUCUCUUGCUACUCCUUUCAAGUAAAAUUAAAUGGCGAGAUUUUUGGGAAUAUUAUUCCGGGCAGAGGCAUCCGACAGGGUGAUCCCAUAUCUCCAUAUUUGUUUUUACUGGUUGCAGAUGUUUUUUCUCGACUCCUGAUCAAAGGUGUUGAUGAGAGGGUGAUUCAUGGGGUAAGGAUUUUUCAUGGUGCUCCUAGCAUUUCCCAUUUAUUUUUUGCCGACGACAGUAUUCUAUUUGCGAGGGCUACCAUUGAAGAAUGUCAGAAAAUUUCGGAAAUCCUCUGUAUUUACGAGAAUGCUUCAGGCCAAAAAAUUAAUUUAAGUAAGUCUGAAGUAUCUUUUAGCAAGCAUGUGCCUGAAAGUAGGAGAAGGGAUAUUUGUGACUUACUUGGUGUCAAUGUGGUUGUGAAACAUGAGAAAUAUUUGGGUAUGCCAACGCUUAUUGGGAGAUCGAAAAAAGUGAUUUUUGCAAACAUUAAAAGUAGGAUCUGGAAGAAAUUACAGGGGUGGAAGGAGAGGUUACUUUCGAAGGCAGGUAAGGAGGUUCUUAUCAAGGUUGUUGCCCAAGCCAUCCCAACCUAUCUGAUGAGUGUCUUCAAACUACCGGAUGGUCUCGUGGAUGAAAUUCAUGCCAUUAUGGCCAGAUUUUGGUGGGGAAAUGGAAGGGUUAAUAAAAUGCACUGGAAAUCUUGGGACACUCUCUGUCUACCGAAAGCAAACGGGGUUAUGGGUUUCCGGAACUUGAAGGUGUUUAACCAGGCCUUAUUAGCAAAGCAGGGAUGGCGUUUAAUUCAUGAGAAAGAGUCCCUUCUUUAUUCUGUGCUCAAAGCAAGAUACUUUAAACAUGCUGAUUUUCUGGAGGCUAGUAGGGGAUACGAUCCUAGCUACACGUGGAGGAGUAUCUGGGGAGCAAAGUCCUUGUUACUAGAAGGCUUGAUUUGGAGAGUGGGAAAUGGACAAUGCAUUAAAGUAUGGAAGGAUAAGUGGUUGUGGAAAGGGAGAGGAAGAGAGAUUCCUACGCCUCCACCGAAUGGGUUGUAUGACCAUGACUUAAAGGUGGCACAAUUAAUUGACUACCAGGCUGGACAAUGGGAUCAACAGGAAAUGGAGCUACAUUUUCAAGAGGAUGAUAUUUCCUCUAUCCUAGCUUUACCCCUGCAUUCACCUCUGGGUCCGGAUGUUCCCAUAUGGGGUUUUAAUAACUCUGGAAUGUUUACGGUGAAAACGGCUUACUGGCUGGGUAUGUCUGCCCCCCAUACCAGUAGCAACCGGCAGCAGAAUGAAGUUUGGAAGCACAUAUGGUCUGUUAAGGGUCCCCUUAAGCUGCGUCACUUUCUUUGGAGGGCCUGUCACAAUGCUUUAGCGGUAGGAAGUGAGUUGCAUAGAAGGCAUUUGAGAGAGAAUGGGGUCUGCCAGAGAUGCAAUGAAGCGGAAGAAACAAUCAGCCAUGCGCUAUUUCAAUGUCGCUCGGUACAGGAUGUUUGGCAGAGAAGUCCAUUUCAUAGCUUAGUUGCCACAGUGAGGGAUGAGCCCUUUUGUACCUUUUUCUCUCGUUGGGCUGUGGACUUGUCUAGGGAGAAGCUUUGUGUUAUGUCUACUCUCAUGUGGGCUUUGUGGAUGAGCAGAAACAAAACAAUACAUGCAAAUGAAGCCCACGAUCCUCAAGCUCUUGCAGGCAGCAUGGUAAGAUAUGUAGCAGACUAUAACUCAUAUUCAACAAAGGUGUCUGGUGGGCCUAACUUUGGCAGCAACCUCACAGCAACAACAUGGAAGAAACCUGCAGCAGGGACAAUCAAAAUUAAUGUUGACGCUGCCUUAUUUCAGAAUGCAGAAGUUGGUGUUGGGGUAGUUGCCAGAAAUUCUGAAGGCACGAUUCUGUUCACAGCAGCAAAGAGAAUGCAGGGCUGCUGGGAUCCUGCUGUGAUCGAGGCCGCAGCAUUCUGUUAUGGGGUGGAGCUCGCUAAACGCUUUGAGUAUGCUGAUAUAUGGAUGGAAAGUGAUGCUAUAAACAUUGUGCAGAAAAUCAGGCAACAUCAACUUGGUCUCUCUUAUGUGCACUUGUUUGUGGAUAACAUUGUGAAGAUAAUCCCGAAUUUUAAUUCUUUUGCUUGUUCUCAUGUAAAGAGGGGAGGGAAUACAGUGGCUCACUUUAUUGCUAGAUCUUGUACCACCUCUGUACCCGAACAAGUUAUGUUUGAGUCUUUUCCGGAAACUGUCUUACAGCUUGCGGAACUUGACAAUUAUUAA